Messenger RNA from Papaver somniferum (opium poppy), 3357 nucleotides. Its product is annotated as DNA repair protein RAD4-like. Gene Ontology annotation, biological process: mismatch repair; nucleotide-excision repair. Gene Ontology annotation, molecular function: single-stranded DNA binding; damaged DNA binding. The coding region runs from base 64 to 2982 and encodes 972 amino acids. The record is from RefSeq and is a predicted model, not a curated record. NCBI's taxonomy places the organism in Eukaryota, Viridiplantae, Streptophyta, Magnoliopsida, Ranunculales, Papaveraceae. The transcript is spliced from 13 exons. Gene Ontology annotation, cellular component: nucleotide-excision repair factor 2 complex; XPC complex; nucleus.
CCCGGGAGAAAAAAAAAACUUCAUUCUCUCAAUCAUCAACACUUUUAAAUCCAAUCAAAUAAAAUGCGAACAACAAGAAGUCAAUCUAAACAGCAACCUCAAAAACAAGAAGAAGAUUCAUCGGCGAGUAAAUCAAAGGGAGGUGUUGGCAAGAAACGUGUAAACUCUCGUGGCGGUGGCUCGUCCAAGGCGAAGAAAUCCCUCAAUCUUACCCAACCUGAUGCCUUCAAGGCUGAGGUAAAUGGAAAUGAUAAUGAUGAAGAGAAAGCAAGCAUAGAGGUUACAAAUAGUGUUGUUGUUGGAAGUGAAAGUGUUUUACCAGAAAAGAAUGUGGAAGCGGUAAGGAGUUUUAGUCCUGACAAGAAAGAAGAUGCGGAUGAAUUUGAUUGGGAAGAUGGUUAUGUAUCUGGGGGAGAGGAUGUUGACGGCAAUUCGGAGAAUAAUGUGGCGAGGGAAAUGGUUAUUGAAUUUAAUGAUUCUCCAUCUUCUUCUAAGCGCAAACCUAUUCGAAGAGCUUCGGCGGAAGACAAGGAAUUGGCUGAACUAGCACAUAAGACUCACUUGCUGUGCUUACUAGCACGUGGAAGGAUCGUUGAUAGAGCUUGCAGCGAUCCUCUUAUUCAGGCGGCCUUGCUUUCGCUUUUACCGACAUACUUGCUGAAGAUAACAGAAGUUCCAAAGUUGACUGCUAAGGAUUUAGGUUCCAUUGUCAGAUGGUUCCAUGAUAACUUUCAUGUUACAAACCCAACUAGUUCAGAGAGACUAUUUCAGUCAAGUCUGGCUGCGGCUGUUGAAAAUGGUAAAGGAACUGCAGAAGAGAUUUCUGCAUUAUCUGUGGCGUUAUUCAGAGCUCUCAAUCUUUCAACUAGAUUUGUGUCCAUUCUUGAUGCUGUAUCUCUCAAACCACAUAUGGGCAUGUCUGGCUGUUUGAGCCAAGAUGCAGUUUGCACUGAGAAUGACAUAAUUAAGUCGUCUACUUUGAUGGUGCCCAAGUUAGAUCCAGUUUCCAUUUCUCCGACCAAGUUGUCCCACCCCAAAACUGGCUUCAGUGAAGAUGUUGGAACUUCUAGUGGGGGUGCAUGCAAAAUCAAGGAACGAAGCUCAGCAAGAAGAGUCGACCAGUCAAAAUCUGCUCAGGUUUCUGGUGCGAUUAGUGACGGAAAACAGGAUAUGUCAGCUUCGGACAAGAGUAAUAACUCUAUAGCAUGUUCAACCAAGAAAGUUGAAGGAUCAAAGAGGAAAGGUGAUAUGGAAUUUGAAUUGCAGUUAGAAAUGGCUCUCGCUGCCACUGCAGCUGGUGCCCAUGAUGCCAAGUUAAGUUCUGAAAUGAAUGACUUGCCUUGUAGUUCAUCACAUAAUUCAUCUCCAUAUAAAAAACUAAAAAUAGUCCAAAAUGAAGAGUUCCCAAAUUCUCGUCAGGGGGUCUCCGUUGCAAUUGGUUCAAGAAAAGUUGGAGCUCCUUUACAUUGGGCUGAAGUAUUUUGCAGUGGAGAAAACAUGACUGGUAGGUGGGUGCAUGUUGAUGCUGUCAAUGCUAUUGUUGAUGGUGAGCAAAAAGUUGAAGCUGCAGCUGCUGCCUGCAGGAGAUCUUUGAGAUACGUAGUUGCUUUUGCAGGGAAUGGGGCUAAAGAUGUGACUCGCAGGUACUGUAUGAAGUGGUACCAGAUUGCAUCAAAGCGGAUUAAUUCAUGUUGGUGGGAUGCAGUUUUGGCACCUUUAAAAGAUCUGGAGUCUGUUGCCACUGCAGGAUUGGUUCAUUUGGAAGCCAGUUCAAACACCACAUCAAGCAACCUGUAUAAGGUUAAGACACUAGAAAAAUGUAGUUCCACUGAGGGGGGUGUGAAAAGUUCUUCAGUUCAAGAACAUCCUGUUUACUGUAGUGCCAAUGAGAUGCAUGGGAUGAAAGAGACUAAACAGAAUCUUAUGAACAUGGGUGUGCAAUCUUCAUCUCAGUGCGGGAUGGCGACUAGGAACUCUCUUGAGGAUAUGGAGCUUCAAACUAGGGCAUUAACCGAACCACUUCCAACUAAUCAACAAGCCUACAGAAAUCACCACCUUUAUGCUCUUGAAAGGUGGCUUACCAAGAACCAGAUACUUCAUCCUAAGGAUCCUAUACUUGGCUAUUGUUCUGGUCAUCCUGUCUAUCCUCGAAACUGUGUACAAACGCUACAUUCACAACAUAGAUGGCUACGAGAGGCAUUGCAAGUUAAAGCAAGUGAAAAACCUGCCAAGUUGGUGAAGCGAUCUUCAAAAAUUGGCAAGGUACAAGCAUCUGAACCAGAAGCUGAUAAAGAAGAUGAAGGUGAAGAAAAUAUUGCACUUUAUGGGAGGUGGCAAUUGGAACCUUUGAACCUUCCUUGUGCAGUAAACGGGAUUGUACCUAGGAAUGAACGUGGUCAAGUAGAUGUAUGGUCCGAGAAGUGUCUCCCACAUGGAACUGUACACCUAAGGCUGCCUAGGGUCUACACUGUUGCGAAGAGGCUCGGAAUUGAUUCGGCCCCUGCCAUGGUUGGGUUUGAUUUCCGCAAUGGUCGAACAGUUCCCAUCUUUGAAGGGAUAGUGGUCUGCACCGAGUUCAAAGAUGCUAUCUUGCAGGCAUAUGCAGAAGAAGAAGAGAGAAGAGAAGCCGCAGAGAAGAAAAGAAAUGAAGCCCAAGCUAUUUCUAGGUGGUAUCAACUUCUUUCGUCAAUCAUAACUCGGCAAAGAUUGAACCAAACUUACGGUGAUGAUUCAUGUCCCCAAACCUCCCAUGUAGCCAAGCAGAUUGACAAUGAUAUCUGCCACACUGAAAUUACUAAAUCUGAAGAUGAAAUGCAAUCAAAUGCUCAGUAUAGACAAGACUAUGGUCAUAAUUCCAGAUCUGAUUUCGCUCAGGGCCAUGAACAUAUAUACCCAAUAGACAAUCAGAGUUUUGAUGAAGAGAGCUCAAUACGAACUAAACACUGCCCAUGUGGAUUCUCAGUGCAGGUUGAAGAGUUAUAGCAUAUAAAACCAAGUGACCUGAAUAAGGAAUUUUAUCCAGGGAUAGGCAUUAGAUUGUGUCUUCAUGCAAUAUUCAUUCAGUGCUGGUGUCUGGUAAAGUAUUUUAAGAUGUGCCCAACUUCAGCAAAGUUUAUGAGAAGGCUAAUCUGCCCGCGGUGUAAGCCUUUCAAGUUUGGUGCUUAAUAUUCCAAUGUAUAGUGAAGAGUGCAUAAUUAGAAUGAUAGCAUUCAGCAUUUUGUCAAGUAACUUGUUAUUGGGGCGGCAUGGUUUAUUAGAGGGGCGACAGUGUGAUAGUAAUGUCCCUCUAGUUGGUUAGGGGAUGUCCUAUAAGGGGUGUAAAUUAACUAGAUUACCCUCCCCGUUUUUUAACCUAAA